AUGGGAGGGAAGGCGAAGUCCAAGUCCGGUGGUUCGUUCUGGAGCAACCUGUUCAGAGGCGGCCGCCGGUCAUCCUCGUACGGUGACUACGGCGCGGCGGAGGAGUACGGAGGCGGCGGCGGGAGGAGGGUGUGGGCCAGCGACGAGGACAAGGCAGGGAAAUGGGUGGCGGACCCUCGCAUCGACACCAAGGCUUCUGCCUUCAUCGCACACUUCCACGCUUCCCGGAUCUCCGAAUCCGAACACAUGAUCUUCCUCCGCCACUCCGCCGCCAACCCUCCUCCUCCCUCCUAA
Molecule: messenger RNA, 294 nt
Organism: Linum tenue
Lineage: Eukaryota; Viridiplantae; Streptophyta; Magnoliopsida; Malpighiales; Linaceae
Source: the annotation of a GenBank genome assembly